AUGGAUCAUCUGCCAACUAUCUCUGUGGCCGUUUGUCUUGCAGGCCUUGCCGUUGUUUUCUUGCUAAGUAUAUUUGCGCUCAGACAUAUUGUAGUCUGGGCAUGUCAGCGGGCAUCCAUUGCCUAUAGGCCACUGGAUCACUCGUACCACGAUGCGGACGGCAAAGCAAUAGAGCUGUCUAUGCCAACAGCUUCAAAACCAGUCCUACGUCUUGCUAUAACCACCUGUGUCACUGUAGGAGAACUGGCCUCUUUAGCCGAGGCAAUUCUUACAAUUUUUGGGUCCCGUUUGGCGUCUGUCGGUGUCUGGUUAAGACUGGCGGCAUGGACGCUCGUCUUGUUUCAGUGUACUACAUUGUUUGUCCAAUCUUCCUAUGCGGUCCACUUCUCUGUUGGAUGGAGGACCGGACUGAGUUGUUUCACCAUUUUGUCUCUGCUUUGCACCGAGGGCUAUGUGCAAUAUCUCGCCAAUUCCCUCAACUUAUGGCAAAUAACGCUGGGCACAGUAGAGACUGUCUCCUGUUUCUUGGUCGGAUGCCUCUGCCUUUUGAUUCCCCGGCGACCGGAUGUUUUUCACAAUGGCCUCGUUGUCGAUCAACAGUACACAACCAGUCUGCUAGGCUGGAUUACCUUUUCUUGGGUCGGAACAUUGUUGAAAGAGAGCAAACGAUCUUCGGAUCUCUCGAUCAAAGACCUCCCAGAGCUCGAUAGCAAUACACGUGCGAACACAAUUUAUAACUCACUCAAAGGAACCAUACCGAAAGGCACGGCUUUCACAUCCAAGGAUCUAUGGAGAUUUUUGUUUCGAUGCAAUAGCGUACCUCUGAUAAUUCAAGGCGCUUUGGCGGUCGUACUAUCAGUAUUGAGCUUCCUGCCACAACUUGCAUUACUGGAUAUCCUUCAAAAGCUGGAAGGUCAGCAACAAGACGGGAAAGGAAUUGAUCUCUGGGUGCCCGUUGCAGGACUUGGGGUGUCCAUUCUGGCGACUGGAGAGAAGACGGCAGAGAAGGAAAAAAUGGACGAUGCGAACAGACCACAGAGCCCGACCAACAUCGUCAGUGUCGAUGUGAAGAAUGUUGCUGACUUUUUCAGCUUCUUUUUCCUACUAUACGAGUCACCGCUGAGGCUUGCAAUUGCGUCAGGCUUCCUGGUCCGGCUGCUAGGGUGGAGGAGCUUGCUGGCCGGGUUCGUGGUCUUGCUUCUGUUGACUGUCGGCAACGUACACACGGUGCGCAAGUAUACCAAUAAGCAAGGAUUUGUGAUGGAGCAUCGGGAUCGUAAGCUCCGAAUGGUGACUGAGGUGUUUCAAGGGAUCCGCCAAGUCAAGUUCUCGGCCCUAGAAGGAAAAUGGGAAGAGGCGAUUAACCAGGCCCGGGACCGAGAAAUGCGAGGGCAGUGGGCGGUUUGUUUCUGGCAGAUUGCGCUUAUUUCGAUUUAUUUCAUCUGUCCAACUAUGCUGUCUGCGACUUGCUUUUCGGUCUAUGUGAUAGUUUACGGUACACUGUCUGCUGCCACGGCAUUCACGGCCAUUGCAGUUCUAAAUGCUGCGGAAGUCUCCAUGACCAUCCUUCCGGACGUCAUUUCAACACUAUUGAGUGCUUCUGUCAGUAUCAGGCGAAUUCACUUCUACCUCACACAGUCUGAGCGAGAAAGUUAUGUGGUUUCCUCCGAUACAAUUGAAUUUAAGGACGCGACGGUUGCAUGGCCUGGAUGCCGCGACGCUAGCGGUGGGAGUGCCUUGAAAGGCCUCAAUUUACAGUUUCCCCGAGAUGCGUUAAGCAUUGUGACAGGCCCAACGGGUGCCGGGAAAAGCCUUCUGCUCGCUGCUAUCUUAGGAGAAAGUGAAGUGCUCUAUGGGACUGUAUUAGCACCGGUAGCGGCCUGCUUUGACGAUAUAUGCUCACCCUCCCCUUCGGAGCCGUGGGUGACCUCGUUAGCAAUUGCGUUCGUGUCUCAGUCCCCCUGGAUACAGAUGGGUACCAUUAGAGAUAACAUUCUGUUCGGCCUCCCGCUAGAGGAGGAACGAUACAUAAAUGUGAUCUUUGCUUGUGCAUUACAACAGGAUCUCAACAUGCUCCCUGGCGGUGAUCUGACAGAAAUCGGUGGGCAAGGCGCAACUCUCAGCGGUGGCCAGCAAUGGCGCAUUUCACUCGCGCGUGCCCUGUACUCACGCGCUCGGACGUUGCUCAUGGACGACAUCUUCAGCGCCGUGGAUGUUCACACCCGCCAGCACAUGUGUCAGCACGCACUUACUGGUCCGCUGGCGCGCGGACGGACGUGUAUUCUGGUGACGCAUCAUCUCGAUCUUUGCCUGCCGUAUGCCAGCUACAUCGUCGUACUCGACCAUGGUGUUUUGAAGCAUGCAGUCCCUGUAUCCUCUGCGCUUAGAGACCAAUUGUCUGUUCCCGAGAAUGCAGAUUCACAACCGCAUGCAAACCACGUACAGAACACGGCACAAGUUACAGCAUAUGAUGAGAAUGAAAAGUCUCAGGACCUCCGGAUCGGCAUUCAUACUGCAGGUCGGAUCUUCAUCAGGGAGGGCGGUAAGAUCUACCACUGGAUAUUACUGGGCGUCGCGUUCCUUGGAUACGGAGGCUUAAUGCUGGCAAGGUCCUGGUGGAUUCAUGUAUGGACGGACAGGUAUCAAUCGCAUACUGACGAGCAAAAUGGCGAACCGCAUCUGCUGUACUAUCUCGGCAUCUAUAUCGGUAUCUCAACACUGACUUGUUUGUUCGGUAUAUGUCGCACAUAUUUUUCGUUUUCUGCAGCCUUGCGUGCCUCCCAGAAGCUGUUUCAGCAUCUCUUGUUUGUGCUACCGAGAGCCCCUCUUCAAUGGCAUGAUUCUAUCCCCUUUGGGGCGAUCCUCAGUCGGUUUUCCAGUGACUUCGCUAUGCUGGACACAAGAGUCGGGGACGACCUGCAAGCGACAUUGGGAUUUUCCAUGAAUGUCAUGAUUGCUAUUCUGGCGGGGUCUAUAGUGAACCCGAUAAUGAUCAUCGUAGCUGCUUGUCUUCUGGGGGUGUACAUCUGGUUGUCGGGCGAGUACCUCAUCGCGUCACGGAAAGUGAAGCAUCUCGAAAACGCAACCAAAGGCCCCAUCCUAGAGCAUAUCGACACAGGCAUUAACGGAAUAUCGACUAUUAGGGCCUAUGCACAAACCGGUCUCUUUAUCCGCCAAUUUCAAGCCAAGGUGAAUAAUCACGCAAGAGCGUUUUGGCAUCUGUGGUUGCUAAAUCGCUGGCUGGGCUUCCGAAUCAACUUCCUCGGUGCUAUUUUCUCCUUCUUGUCCGCUGCAUUCAUCGUAUCGCUGCCUGGAAUUGACGCUUCCACGGCUGGGUUUGCCAUCAGCUUUACCAUCGACGUGUCCCUCUCCAUGGCCUUGAGCAUCCGACGUUACGCCAACCUGGAACAGGGCAUGGACAGCGUUGGAAGAGUCCAUUCAUACAGCACCGUGGAUACUGAAAACUACAAUGGCUCAGACUCGCCGCCCGCGUGGCCCACAGAAGGUGCUCUCGUUAUUCGUGAUUUGGUUGUCCGUCACGCGCCGCAUCUGCCUCCUGUGCUACGUGGAGUUAGCUUUGAGGUACAAAGAAGUGAGAGAGUUGGCAUAGUCGGGCGUACCGGGGCUGGUAAAUCCUCCUUUAUCUCAGCGUUGUUUCGGUUCUUGGAGGCAUCGGAGGGUGAGAUUGUAGUGGACGGCAUUGAUAUCUCAACGCUCAAAAUCGACCAGUUACGUCGGCGCUUGGCUCUUAUUCCCCAACAGCCAAUUCUUUUCCAGGGUACAAUUCGAUCGAAUUUGGAUCCGUUCCACGAGCAUGAUGAUCAGGAACUCCUCGCGGCACUGCAGUCAUGCUGUUGGAACCAGGUAACACCUGGCUUCCAUGCCGCUUCAACAGAGAAUGCAUGCAGGCCAUCAACUGAAACGGUUUCGAGCGUCGAGGCUGAUGCUGUCGAAGAGGAUACGAACCAUCUGCUCCCCGAGAACUCAACAUCGAUAUUAGAGAAUCCCGUCUCCCAGGGUGGUGAAAAUCUUUCCCAAGGCCAAAGGCAGCUGCUCUGCUUAGCCCGAGCAAUUAUCACGCAGCCUAAAAUUCUUAUCCUGGAUGAGGCAACAUCAGCCGUCGAUCGUACCACAGCUGAGUUUAUCCAGCGAGCGCUGCGUACCGUGGUUCAUCAGAACGGAACGACACUUCUUGCUGUUGCUCACCGGCUCAGUACAAUCGCGGAUUUUGAUCGGAUUAUCGUGAUGGAUGCGGGCCGGGUUGUUGAAUCGGGAAUGCCGAAGGAAUUAAUUCGUGCUGAAAAAGGAAUAUUUCGGGGGAUGGUGGAACAAGAUGCAGAGCGAGACGCUCUGAAGGGACUAAUUCUAGCGUAG
Aspergillus glaucus CBS 516.65 is the source of this 4374-nucleotide messenger RNA. RefSeq lists its product as uncharacterized. Lineage: Eukaryota; Fungi; Ascomycota; Eurotiomycetes; Eurotiales; Aspergillaceae. The record is from RefSeq and is a predicted model, not a curated record. Gene Ontology annotation, biological process: transmembrane transport. Gene Ontology annotation, cellular component: membrane. The transcript has 4 exons. The coding region runs from base 1 to 4374 and encodes 1457 amino acids. Gene Ontology annotation, molecular function: ABC-type transporter activity; ATP hydrolysis activity; ATP binding.